UUUGUUCAGAACGGACGUAAAACUAUGGAGCGGGAAAACUAUAGUGCGAAAUAUUUCGAGAAAGCUUUGGCGAGAGCGUAUAGUUGCGAAAAGCUGCGGGUGGAAAACUUUCACAUCGAGGUGGUGAGCCAGAAAGGCGAGAACUUUUGCAGCGUCAUCUACCGGGUGGCGUUGGACUUCCGUAGGUCUCCCGAUGGCGAUCUUGAAUCAGGAAAAUAUGUUCUCAAAGAUCUGUUGCCUGUCGCUGCUGAGUUGGGAACGAAUGAAAAGGAUAUGUUCGAGCAAUUACUGCCAGCGAUGUCAGCUAUCCUUGAAAGGGCUCCAACGGAGUUUGGCGAGCACAAGCUGAGUGCAGAUUGCUUGCUAGCUGAGACAUCUGCUGGAAAGGAGAUCUACAUUCUGGAAGAUCUGUGCGCCCUGGGAUACGGAUCUUUCGAUCGCUAUCAGGGACUAAACCUGGAAGAAGCCAAGAUUUGCCUAAGGAAACUGGCUCAGUUCCACGGCUCUUCCAUGGUAUUGUACCAGAAUAAACCCGAAUUGGUGGCAAAGCUUUCACCCUCGCAUUAUGCCAAAGGACUUUCGGAUCCGUUCGCCAAGGCCCUCGUCUUAGAUGGUACCGAAUAUGCUGCCGAAUUUUUUGCCGACGAACUGCCGGAAAUAUCGAAGAAAAUGAAGGCACAAAUACCAGACGCAUAUUCGCAAAGAAUGAAAAAUGUGGUCGAUCCGAACCAGUCGUCUCUAAAUGCGGUUAUCCACGGAGAUCCCUGGUUAAAUAACAUAAUGUUUGAUUCUGCUAAUAAAAGGGCGGUAAUUGUUGAUUUCCAAAACUGUUAUUGGGGCAGCCCGGCCGUAGACCUUUAUUUCCUUUUUUACACCAGCAUAAAGCAUGAAAUACUGCGGGAAAAUCAGGAUACUUUUGUGAAUCAUUAUUUCCACAGUCUCCAAGAGACAUUAAAACAUUGUGGCUUCAAGGGACCACUGCCCACUCUUGAUCAAUUAAAGGAUGAGAUGAAGCGUUGUUUGUUGUACGCCUACUAUGCAGUUACUUGUGAACUACCCAUUUGUUGUGCUUCCCCGGAGGCAAGUGCCGAUUUCGGUGUUGACACCUUUGGAAAUCCGGAGGCUAUGUUAAAGAAACGUCAUCAAUUAUUUGCCAGCGAUCGAGUGCGUCAGACGAUUAAGGCCAGUCUGGUGGAGUUUGAUAAGCAGGGUAUUUUGGAAACCCCUUGAAAACAACCAAAUUUUUCAAUUUAAUUGAUUUCUAAAAACGUAUUAUCUCGUUGAAGUAUGCUAUACCAGUAUUUUGUACAGAAUAAACUGUUUUACAUAUUGAA
Messenger RNA from Drosophila takahashii, 1334 nucleotides. RefSeq lists its product as uncharacterized. The record is from RefSeq and is a predicted model, not a curated record. NCBI's taxonomy places the organism in Eukaryota, Metazoa, Arthropoda, Insecta, Diptera, Drosophilidae.